Molecule: messenger RNA, 3628 nt
Organism: Neopsephotus bourkii (Bourke's parrot)
Lineage: Eukaryota; Metazoa; Chordata; Aves; Psittaciformes; Psittacidae
Gene: MLLT1
Product: MLLT1 super elongation complex subunit
Exons: 12
Coding region: 145-1818 (557 amino acids)
Biological process (GO): regulation of DNA-templated transcription
Cellular component (GO): super elongation complex
Source: RefSeq, a predicted model, not a curated record
UGGGGGGGGACGGAAGGAGGAGCGGCCUCGCUCGGAGACGAGGUUAGAGACGGGGGAAAGAGACCCCCCCCCGCCGACCGGCCAGCGUAGAUCGCCGCGGCGGGAGCGAGCGAGCGAGCGGGGCCCGCGGCGCUGCGCCCAGCCAUGGACAAUCAGUGCACGGUUCAAGUAAAACUGGAGCUGGGGCACCGAGCCCAACUGCGGAAGAAGCCCACCACCGAGGGCUUCACUCAUGACUGGAUGGUGUUUGUCCGCGGCCCGGAGCAGUGCGACAUCCAGCACUUUGUGGAACGCGUGGUCUUUCGGCUCCAUGAGAGCUUCCCCAAACCCAAGCGAGUGUGCAAGGAGCCCCCUUACAAAGUGGAGGAGUCUGGCUACGCAGGCUUCAUUAUGCCUAUUGAAGUGUACUUCAAAAAUAAGGAGGAGCCGAAAAAGGUGUGCUUCACAUACGACCUGUUCUUAAAUUUGGAGGGAAAUCCACCUGUGAACCACCUUCGCUGUGAGAAGCUGACUUUCAACAACCCCACCAAGGAAUUCAGACGCAAACUCAUUAAGGCUGGAGGGGUAAUGGUGAUGCCAGAAGGAGCAGAAACUGUUUCAAGGCCAAGUCCUGAUUAUCCGAUGUUACCCACGAUACCACUCUCUGCCUUCUCUGAUCCCAAGAAGACCAAACCAUCCCAUGGGUCAAAAGAUGCAAACAAGGAAAGUAGCAAGGCAUCCAAACCACACAAAGUAACCAAGGAGCACAGAGAGAGGCCAAGAAAAGACUCUGAAAGCAAAAACUCCUCCAAAGACCUUGAAAGAGAGCAAAACAAGCCUUUGAAGGACUCCUCCAGAAAACCAACUGAGAACAAACUGCCUAAGGAGGAGAAGGCGCCUCCAAAAGCUGCUUUCAAGGAACCAAAACUGGCCGUGAAGGAGACCAAACUGGAGAACACUUCUCCAAAGGGUGGGCCACAGCCGGAAUUAAAGUCUUCCAGCAAGAGGCCCUCUAAUGUGGAGUCACCAAAGCCUAGUGCCAAAAAACAGAAAAAGAGUAGCUCCAAAGGGGUAAAGAAUAUCCUAGGGACAUCUCCCAGAACCUCGUCUUCCUCAUAUCCAGAGAAGAAACAAACCAAGGAGAAGAUGAAUGCCAAAGUGGAAAAGGUAAAACCUGAAAGCGAGGCCAAGGAGAUCAAAAAGCCUGUGGAAAUGGAGGAGUCGAAUUCAGAGGAUGAAACUUCUUUCAAGUCAGAGGGGGUUAAGUCUGUCCAGUCCAGCCCUUCCAACUCCAGCUCCAGCUCCGACUCCAGCUCUGACUCUGAUUUCGAGCCAUCUCAGAACCACAGUCAAGGCCCAUUGCGCUCCAUGGUGGAAGAUCUGCAGUCAGAGGAGUCAGAUGAUGAUGACAGCUCCUCCGGAGAAGAGGCAGCAGUCAAAGCAAACCCAGUCAGCCGGGAUUCCAGACUGAGCCUUAGUGACAGCGACAGUGAUAACAGUGCAGAUUCCUGCCUGCCGAGUCGAGAGCCACCUCCUGGUCAGAAACUGCCCCCUGCAAAUAAUAAGGCAUCUGGAAGAAAAAGCCCAGAGUCUUGUAACAAGCCAGAGAAGAUCCUGAAGAAGGGCACGUACGAUAAGGCCUACACUGAUGAAUUAGUGGAGCUUCACAGGCGACUAAUGGCACUACGAGAGCGCAAUGUGCUACAGCAGAUUGUAAAUCUCAUUGAAGAAACCGGGCAUUUUAACGUUACCAACACAACCUUUGACUUUGACCUCUUCUCCUUGGAUGAGACGACCGUCCGCAAGCUGCAGAGCUACUUGGAAGCGGUAGCGACAUGACGCUUGGCCUUGGCAGCAGCUGCUUUUGAAACCAGAGAUCCCCUUGAUUGGUACCAGGAAACGAACCCAUGGAACUAGGCCUUCUUAUUCUCCUGAUUCACCCGAAGCACUGCCUUAGAGAACAGCCAUGCUCUAUGAAUGCACAGCCAGCUGCACUUUCUUGUAGGCUUCAAACAAGCACCCGUAUUGCUGAGUCUGUCCUCCCUGGCUUCCUACGUACGCUUGGGCGCAGAUCCUGAGUAGAGCAGAAGAUGUGCUGCACUUAACCUCCCGGCGCGACCUUUCUCGUUCUACUUCAAGCAACUGUGUUUGAAGAGCACGUUUUGAGGCGUCUCUGAGGUCUGAAGAAGUGUGGAUGAUGUUUUCUUCACCAAAUCUAGGGACCAUCUGCCUGCGGAGAGCUCCAGCGAGUCCCGUUGCCUGCAGCUCUGCGAGGAAGCGUUGAUGCUGUGUAAGUAAGAUUGGCUUUUACAAAGCUUAACCCGAGAGCCUGAUGCCAGAGAUGGGUCCCGCUGCUCUGCUGCAGAGGAGAUGGACAGAUCCCAGUUGUGAUCACUUGCAAGCUCGUUCUGGCGUGGCUCGGUGCAGAGCACUGCUGUAACGUGGCUCCUGAUCUCUCCAGGGCAUCGUUCCACGGGCAGGACCUUCAGCUUCCUGCAGAGACAGUUCGUGCUCUUUGAAAAGGCCUCUAGAAUCUGCUGUCUCCCGCUGGGGUUUGGAGAUGUCUUGUUUUGUUGAUCUGAGCUCCUAAACAAAGUCUCACUCCUUUCAGUCUGCUUUAACUGUAAUAGGACUACAAAACUGUAAGCUGUAUAUUUUAUAUAUAUAUUAUAUAUAUGUAUGUACUGUAUGUAUAAGAAGGGCCUAGUUGGGUCUUAUGAUCUUAAGGGUGUGUUUUUCUGUUCUCUUUUCUAAAGGCUCUGGCAGGGGAAGGGCGCUUAAGAACAUUUGACUUGUUUGUUAAAAUGCCUCUUGUGGACAAUUUCUAGUGUGUGGAAGCCCAGCAGCGAUCUUGGAAGCGUUCAGUGCUUCGGAAGGGGCUCACCUCUCGUCUCCUCACUUGUCAGUGUUGAUGCUAACUUUGCCAAAAGACGCGAUUGGUUUUGUUCUUAUGUUCUCAAAGAGGAAUCUCCUACAGUGGCCCCUAUAGUAGUGGCUGUACUUUGGGAAAACCAAAACAAGGGAGAGUUUUAUCUUCGGACACAGCUGGAAAACGCUGACGUAGGAAAUGGGUGAAGUUGGGUUUGUUUCCUCCUCCCUCUCCCGCCCUGCUGCCUGUUCAGGAUCCAGUAAACACUAAUCCCAACCCUCUCCUAUGUUUCUAGUUAAACUAGUGUUGGCUUCCAAGUGUUGUCUAGGUGGGUGUGUGGAAAGCUCUCAUUGAACCCCUACUGCAUUCCCACUCCCAAAACCCAGUAUUUUCUUGAAGAAUUGCUCAGUUUUCCCCAUCAGUGUCGAAGCUGUUGCCAAAUGUGAGCUGGGCUGCGGGUGUGAGGAGGAGCGCGGUGUUCCCAAGGAUCCCUCUGCUCCGAGGGGUCCCCCCAGCUCUGUGACAGCCCCAUGGGGGAGCUGGGGGGGGGUCUGCUGUGUCCCUUCUCCACUCUAAAAUCCAGUCCCUUGUUUUGGGUUCCCCCUUUCUUUAUCAUGGAAAUGUUGCAACUAAUCAACUGAAGUGGCAAUAUGAUGAUAAGCUUGUUUGAGUUGGGUCAUGUUGACCCGAUUCCCAUUAAUUUUGUCUUUGUACCAUCUUUCAUGUGUCGUGUGUGUGUGUGUGUGUGUGUGUAUAUAUAUAUAUGCAUAUAUAUAUAUA